ACCCUGCAGUUUGUUUUAUAAACAAGAGAGGACAAGCUCUUGUUGGAAUCCUCAGUGUCUCAGUGAAAAGCCCCAUUUUCCGGGCAAAAUGGACUACAACACUAACAAAUUGUGUCGGGUUUGCCUCGAAGAGGGUGUCCUUACGUCUAUCUUUAACACAGAAUUCUCCAUGACGCCUUCGGAGAUGAUUCAAAUGUGUGCAAAAGUUAAGAUCUUCAAGAACGACGGAAUGCCUGCAGUGAUCUGCAACAAUUGUAUCUACCGUCUGGGAGUAGCCUAUCACUUCAAGCAGCAAUGUGAGAAUUCCGACAUCCGGCUGAGGCAGUAUUUGGGGCUGAUGGACAAGGCUUAUGGCACGAGGGAUGCCGAAGUGAACACAGAUGUGCCAUAUCCCCAGCUCAAAGCCAAGAAGGAAGAAACUGUGGAGACCGAGAAGAAGGUGAAGAAGACAAAACCAAAGAGUCAGAGGUACAAGAGAAAAUUGCCCAAUGAACGAAAGAAGAGGGGCCCUAAGCCCACUCCUAAGGUGCCCCAAACUUGCUAUGAGUGCAACAAGACUUUCAAGUGCUCAGCCCAGCUGCAAAUGCAUGUCCGGACACACACUGGAGAACGCCCCUUUGCAUGCAGCUACUGCCCUCGGCGUUUUGCCCAGAAGCACAAUCUGCAAAUCCACACACGAACUCACACAGGAGAGAAGCCAUUCUGCUGUGAAAUUUGCAGUAAGCAAUUUUCAGCUCUGGGCAAUUUCCAGGCCCACAAAAAAAUCCACACGGGAGUCCGUGAUCAAAUCUGUCCGGUGUGCAACAAAGGCUUCAUCACAUCUGGUGAUUUGGCAAGGCACAUGAUAACGCACACGGGCAUUAAGAAUCACCAUUGCGACACGUGUGGGAAGUCCUUCAGUCGCAAUCGUGAUAUGGUGGCCCAUAAGAAGAAAAUCCACCUCAAUGAACGGUCAGGGGAGAAUUUCAAGUGUCCUGAAUGUCAUAAGGUCUUCCCGACAGCACUGAGUCUCAGUACGCAUUUCCGAACUCACGGGAAUGCGUCAAUUGUCCAAGCACCGCCCCUUGUGGCGGCACCACCACCUCCUCCGCCCCCAAUUGCGGCCCCCACGGCCAUUGGAGGAAGCCUAGGACCCCCAGCACUUGGAAUAGGACUGCCACCGGCUGGACUUGGAAUGCUGUCGCAUACGCAAGGGACACUCACGAUGAUGCACAACAUGCCGCAGAGGCUUCAUCCUUACUAGGAACUUUGGAGUAGAAUUUUAGCGGUUUUCUCUGUGAAUCUCAUGGAUUAUCGGCAAGAAGCUUGUUCUGAUCGCUACUUUGAGUUUUUCUUAGACAGAAGAAAAACUCAGAAGAAAAGUCAUUAUUCCAAUAUGUAAUUACCAGGAAAAUAAACGAAAGAAACUUGUGUACACUAUUAGGAAAACAGAAAAGAUCUUAUUAGUAAAUUUCGUUUUUCCUAAGUUCUUUGCAGCAUUCCUACAUCACGGCUAAAACUCUAUCUAUAAAAAUUACGUAGUCUUUUUUACUUGCAGUAGAUCAUAAAAUUAAAAAAAAAAUGAAAUAAAAUCGUUUUUUAACUGUUAAUUUUGAAAAAUACGAUAAUGAAGUUGUGCAAAUUUGUACCCGACUAAUCUCAAGUAGUAAAAAAAAAUUAUAUACAUACAGUGGUGGCGAAAAUAAUAGGACCACUACUGAUAAUCCUACUUUUCUAACUUUUAUAACUUUUUGUUACAAUGCGUUGAAAUAAUUUUGAUGUAGAAAUGUUCAAUAAAUAAUAUCCAUACGUCGAUAUGUCGAAUAAA
Messenger RNA from Phlebotomus papatasi, 1807 nucleotides. RefSeq names its product zinc finger protein 79. Gene Ontology annotation, cellular component: nucleus. Gene Ontology annotation, molecular function: zinc ion binding. The record is from RefSeq and is a predicted model, not a curated record. Bases 89 to 1243 code for a protein of 384 amino acids. The transcript is spliced from 4 exons. Lineage: Eukaryota; Metazoa; Arthropoda; Insecta; Diptera; Psychodidae.